Messenger RNA from Penicillium daleae, 198 nucleotides. RefSeq lists its product as uncharacterized. The coding region runs from base 1 to 198 and encodes 65 amino acids. The record is from RefSeq and is a predicted model, not a curated record. NCBI's taxonomy places the organism in Eukaryota, Fungi, Ascomycota, Eurotiomycetes, Eurotiales, Aspergillaceae. The transcript is spliced from 2 exons.
AUGGCUUCUGGUGUGCUUGUGAGCCAUGUGAAGGCAAAUGGAGAGCAGCUGCUCGUGGUAUACCUUCUGUUCUGUGGAGCUCGAGAACAGACUUGGGAGGUAGGACCAAGUCAUGAAUACUCGCUAAAGAAAGCACUGGAGCGCGGGGAAUCAAGCUUCUCCAACCCCAAGAGUCGCGGGUCGAAAAAUGGCCCGUAA